Trypanosoma rangeli is the source of this 2139-nucleotide messenger RNA. RefSeq lists its product as uncharacterized. The coding region runs from base 1 to 2139 and encodes 712 amino acids. The transcript has a single exon. NCBI's taxonomy places the organism in Eukaryota, Euglenozoa, Kinetoplastea, Trypanosomatida, Trypanosomatidae. The record is from RefSeq and is a predicted model, not a curated record.
AUGGAUUCACCCCGCUGUUUUUCUGUCAACAGUGAUGUUUUUGCGACUGACUUUGAUCCCAUUAUUCGCCUACGUGUGUACCGACGUCGCGACAUUACUGCUCUGGCGACGGACACCGCGGAGACGUUAGACCUGGGCCGCGAGGUUGUACUACUUCAACCGGUGGCAGAGACCUACUUGGAGGAUGUUAACACAUCCCCAGAGCUUGCAAUUUGUCUUGCCGAACAUGAAGAGUCUUAUUCGGUGGAAAAGUUGCAACCAACCGACUUUAUUUCGUCCCCGCUUCGUGUGGAAAACGUUGUUGUUGCCGCAUCACUUUGCUUGUGGAGGAACAUUAGACGCACCAAUGACAUUGUUGAAGCCGCACGAGACCGUUUCCUGCGUGGGGUUGAAGUAAAACGUCGAACAAAGAAGAGCAAGCUGCUUUUACGCCGCUUUUUACGAUUUCUCAACGAACUGUUCGUGGAUGUGGUGGUUUUGUCAACUGACAGAAGGUCAGUGGUUGUGUCGUGCGCCAAUACCGCCCAUCGCUCCUCUAUACACACUGUUGCCAGCAUGAGAAGACGAUCGUGCCCAAGUUUUCGUACCCUUAUUGCAUUGGAGUUUAACCCCAGCGAGGGGUACUGGAGUCCGUUGCUGCUUCCGGUGCGGCUUCAAACCCAACGAUCAAUGAUGCAGCCUUCUAAAACCCCUGACAAUCAAGAUUUCAAUGACGUGACAAAUUUCCGUAGGACACGUGCCUUAACGGUCACCUGCGGAGAAAUGACACAGAGCUUCAACUUGGAGACAAUGAUGCUUGACCGAACCGUCUACAAUCCGCAACGAGUGCCUGUGAGACUGCGUGGGGACAUGCAGACGGUGAGAGGGGAGAAUGAUGGGGAGUCGGCCCCAGCCAACUCACCUUUCACUGGAAUGAGGUAUCCCAACAUUAGGCAACUGGACCUUCAGGUUAUGGAGGUGUUGCGGCGUGGUUUACAUCCAGCUCUGCGUUGCAACUGUAUUCGCUUUCUUGUCACCUUUGCCGUGGCACUAGCUGCGUUUGCUGCCGGUCUUGCGCUGAUUAUUUACGUUAGAUUCACCCUAGAGACACGCUGUUGUCGUGUUUCUGAUGGAAUCUGUCUAGUUGGGGCAGGAGACGCGUCUGAAAACGUUAAAAGCAACCCCUUUUGCGAUGUCAAAAAGAAUCCCGCACUUUUAAAAGCCACGGAAGCGUUUCUCUUCAGUCAUCUCGCAAGCCCAGGUGGGUUUAUUGUUGCAUCAACGUCGUGUAUGUUUAUGGCAUCCCUUCUGGCGGUAGCGGUGAGUUAUUUUACAACCCGGGCAGCAGCACUAGAAAAUUCGCGUCCUUUGUUUUAUAUCGUUAUGAUGGCUCUUCACAUAGUCGUUAAUGCAAUUGCGUCUGCGUUUGCUGCAUACACACUAUAUAUUUUCUCCCAUACGACGCAUGAGGUGCCGUGUUCGUCGUUUAAGGGAGACACGGCGGUCUUCUGUAGCGCUGCUCAGGAACUCUGUCCGGACUAUGCGAUUAAGGUUCAGGCUCGUCAUCCAGUCCACGCAACUAUUGCUCUGUCAGCUGUUUUCUUUUCCCUUUGCGUUGUGGAAUUUUUUGCCUCAUUCAUUUCGUCCAUGCCAGAUGAAAAAAAGCUGCAGACAAUUUCAAAAGCAAAGCCUGAAACCAAUGUAUUUUACCCCAGCGUGUACGCCCCUGACGGUGUUGGUGAAAUGGAGAAACGAAAGCUAAGGAAACACAUUGCGCACCGUCUUAGGAAACAGCUGCAGGAGCAGAUGCAGCAACAGGACGUCCUUUUGACCCGGAACGCCACAAUUGGUGAAAUGAUAUUAGCCAAGCGUGAGAAGACCUUGAUGGGUGAUUUGUCAAACGGGAAUUGUAUCAUAAAUGCACGUGACUGGAACGAUGAGGAGCUGCAAGAUCCACUGCACUACAUGAUAGCUCCUGGUGGGACCAGCAGUGAAAAUGACAUGGCUAAAGAGGAGAAACAGAAAAUGUCAGAUACAAAUAAAGAAGAUUGGCAGCUACCCUCUUGCCUACUUGAGGAAGUAGCGCGGAUUAGUAGUCGAAUCCAAGCUUCGACGAGUGGCAAAACAACUCUAGUUUCCCCCAAUGAAUUAGCUAGAUAA